Messenger RNA from Alligator sinensis (Chinese alligator), 960 nucleotides. RefSeq lists its product as uncharacterized. The transcript has 7 exons. The record is from RefSeq and is a predicted model, not a curated record. Lineage: Eukaryota; Metazoa; Chordata; Crocodylia; Alligatoridae. The coding region runs from base 46 to 960 and encodes 304 amino acids.
CUGAGCCCUGGGGGCGGCCGGGCAAGGUUGCUUCUCUCUGCAGAAAUGUUGCUCCCCGAGUGCCUGAUACUGUCGUCCCUAGUGUUGGGAGUCCAGUUACAUCUGUACCAGCCUCAGCGGUUCCUGUUUGUGGAAGUCGGUGGGACAGCAGAGAUCCACUGCUCCUCCAGCAAAGAUUUGGAAGGGGGAGCAAAUGUGCACUGGUAUCUGAGAAGGGCGGGUGAGGCCCCAACUCACAUGAAGGACUGUGUGGAUGGUACAAAUGGGAACAAAUUUGCUUGCAAGCAUCAGAGUCGUAGCACAACACUGGAAAUCUGGGACAUCCAAAGGAAGCAGUCUGGCAUUUAUUACUGUGCAUUUGCAGCCCUCAGCAUCUUGACUUUUGGGAAUGGAACCGCGGUGAUUGUUGGAGACAGCUUCACCCACAGCAGCUCCGUGCUGCUCCUGGGCCCCGUUGCAGGGGAGAACGGAGCCACGGAGCCUGCACAUCUGGCCUGUGUGAUCUGGGGCGUCUCUAACCUUGUCCAGGUGUCCUGGCGUGUUCCUGGUGAAGAGCCAGCCCAGGGGCUGCCACACUCACUGGAAGUCAGUGCUGGGUCCUUAACACUCAUCCAUCACAUCAGUGUCCCCUGGGCCAGCUGGGCUAGUGGGGUGGCAGUCACCUGCGAGGUCACAUUCAACUCAUCUGGCAGCAGUGUUACCAGACACGCCGUGUAUUCUGCAUCUCCCUCCGCACCCUGCGUCAUACUUCCUGUUGUGGCAGCAGGCAGUGCCCUGCUGCUGGUCACGGUGCCCCUGAGUCUCAUCUGGAUCCACUGCCCUCCCAGAUGGGGAUCCUGGUCCAGGGAACCAGCACCUUGCAUCUCCCAGCAGAAUGAGGAAAAUGGAGAAGCAGUCUACACUGAGCUGAGCACUCAGCAUCAGGAGACGUACGAAAAUCUUAAGUGGAACUAUAAUUAG